AUGACGUCAGCAAUGAUAUGGCAGUUUUUUGUCUUGUUKAUAUUGUGCUGCCUGAAGGAUUGCAGUGGGGGGACACCAGCUUCCAUUGACGAAUCAAAGAUAAAGAAGACAGAGAGAACCACCUUAGGYGCCCGCGCGACCCUGCACUGUCGUUACAGCGGUUACCCAAUGCCUCAAGUAGUUUGGAUAAAGAACAAGGAAAUACUGAAGAACUGCAAACGUUGUGUGACAGUGAUUGAUAACACAUUGCCAGGAUYGGCUAAAUUACAAGUCACGCCUUACCGUGACGAAGACUUCGGARAGUACGAAUGCAAAGUGAGGAAUCGAGAUGGAUUYGCAAGUGUCAASUUCAACUUGAUUGAAAUUCCUUCAGACAAAUCUCAAUGUGCUAAAGACAUCAUACUCGGUCAAGACCCUCGCCUUAGCCUCGAGUAUCGACCUAUUUGCGAUGACGAUGGAUUAUACCACAGUGUCCAAUGUUCUAUUCACCUUAAAAAAUGUUGGUGCGUCGACCGUCUCACUGGACACAAAACUGGAGAUGCUUACGAGGGACAAGGCGGUUAUCACUGUACAAGACCGACCGACCUCUCCAGUGGCUCUAUUGUUACGUUGUCUAUAGGCGUCGUGCUACUAUUGGUGGUUGCAGACAUCGCCGCCUUUGCUUUUUGCAACAAAGGGAUCACACACUAUGUCGUGCUUUAUCGAAACAGACACAAAAUUUAUGAAAAACUAAAAAAGCAAAAUGACGAGGAAGCUGGUAAAGACGAACGUGAUUCUCGGACCACAGAUCAGGCUGAUUAAUACUAUCUCAUCCAUAGACGUUUUGUUUGKAAUCUUAAAGGAUGAACCGAUAAUGAACGUGUGUAGAAUAAAUUUACAGAC
Exaiptasia diaphana is the source of this 882-nucleotide messenger RNA. RefSeq lists its product as uncharacterized. Bases 1 to 801 code for a protein of 266 amino acids. Lineage: Eukaryota; Metazoa; Cnidaria; Anthozoa; Actiniaria; Aiptasiidae. The record is from RefSeq and is a predicted model, not a curated record. The transcript has a single exon.